Messenger RNA from Caenorhabditis sp. 36 PRJEB53466, 1682 nucleotides. Lineage: Eukaryota; Metazoa; Nematoda; Chromadorea; Rhabditida; Rhabditidae. The record is from the annotation of a GenBank genome assembly.
AUGGCCGAUGAGACGACGGAGAAGGAGAAACUGCCAAAGUGCGAACACGUGGAUCCUUAUGAGAAGUAUGUCGUUCAUUUUGACGUUAUAACAAUAUCCUAUUCAAAUAAAUUUUCAGUCUUGAAGGAUGGCUGGCGUUGGGAAGUGUCGAGGAGCGGAAGUGUAAUCACACGACGGUUAAGGAGGAUUUGACCGAAACGGUGAGCGUUUUUUGUGGUGAAAAGUGCGAAAAGUUUCUGAAAUUCUCUGUGCAGCACUGAAGCACGUGAAAAGUAGGGCUACCGGCUUAGCCGUUAACUCUUAGAACUACAGUACUUCGCAAAGAGGCUGUAUGUAAAGUUUUAUUCUUAAAAAGUGGAGUACCAGGCAUGAAGACUUCAGAAAAAACAACAAACAAACAAAAGUAUGCAUUUCAGGAGAACAAGAAGCACGAGUGGGGAGUCAAAAGUUUCGCGUUUGAUGGACUGGCUUCAGAAAAGUUGGGACCGCUCAGAAAGGUCGGAAAGAAAGCGCAUCAACUGUAAGAAUUGCUCCAUCUGCCCACAAAUUCUCUCUUUUUCUCUUUCAGUUGUGAAGAAGAGAAAUACGACGCCACAUUCUCCACAUCGGUCAUUGUGAUCCAUCACAACGAGGCGCUCUCGACGCUUCUCCGAAUGAUCAACGGACUCAUCGAGUUCACCCCUUCCUCGCUGCUCAAACAGAUUGUGCUCUACGAAGACGCAUCCGAUGAGGACCACGUGCUCACCGAGCACUUGAAAAAGUUCGCGAAGCUGAAGGGAUUGGAGGAUAAGCUGGUGAUCGAGAGGAGCGAGUACAGACAAGGACUCAUUCGGGCCAAGGUCCACGCCUCCCGUCUGGCCACCUCAGAAGUCAUCGUUUUCAUGGAUUCGCAUUGCGAAGUUGCUGAACGAUGGCUCGAACCGCUUCUCCAGCCGAUAAAAGAGAAUCCAAAGAGGUACCGCGCGCUUUUUAGCUAUUCUCGAAGACAUUGAACUUUUACAGUAUCGUUCUGCCAGUCGUGGACCUGAUCAACCCGUCUUCCUUCGAUUAUUCGCCAUCAAUGGUGGCGAAGAGUGGAUUCGAUUGGGGACUCACGUUCAAAUGGAUCUACCUGCCAUGGGAGUACUUUGAGACGCCGGAGAACAAUGUCAAACCAUUCGAGUAAGCGCUUUGAUAUAAUACAAUUCCCAGUCGGUUCCAUUUUUCAGUUCACCAGCCAUGCCAGGAGGUCUUUUGGCGAUCAGAAGAGAAUAUUUCGUCGAACUGGGCGAAUACGAUAUGGGAAUGGAGAUCUGGGGAUCCGAGAACAUUGAGCUCUCGCUCAAGGCGUGGCUCUGCGGCGGUCGCGUCGUGGUGGCUCCGUGCUCGCGCGUCGGCCACGUCUUUAGAAUGCGCCGCCCGUACACGUCGAAGCCCGGCAUGGACACUGCCCUUUACAACGCCGUCAGAGUCGCGAAGACGUGGCUCGGAGCCUAUGAGGUAUGGGUGGUUCCAGAUUAACUGAAUAUCGGGUUUCUCUCCAGAAGAACUUCUUCGCCGCAAAGCCACGUGGCACCAAGAUCGUUUUCGGCGACAUCAGCGAGAGUAUCAAAGUGCGCGAUCGGCUGAAAUGCAAGGAUAUGAAGUGGUUCAUUGAGAAUGUGUAUCCGGAACUUGAGCCAAAAGUUCACGAUGAACUCUAA